AUGUUGAUACGAAUUCGUAAUGACACCCAUUUUCAGUUUUCGAAUAAUUUGUCAUCAUCAAUUUUAUGUGCAAAUACGUUAAUUAACAGCACACUUGAAAAUUGUACAUAUGAAAUAUCAACUUCAUCAUCUUCAACAAUGACAAAUAAUUUAUUUUCUAAUUCACUUCUCAUUAUUUUCGUUUUAUCAAUCUUAUCGAUAUUGGGUGUUUGUUUUAUGAUCUUUGGUCCAUUACAAAGAUCUGAAGCUUACAAACGUGUUGAAAAUUUUACAUUUGGUCGUCAUCCGAUAUUCAACGUUGAUAACCGUGAAGUAUCAGCUGCUACACGUUACGACGAAUCAAUGGAGUUCGCAGAUGAAUAA
This is a messenger RNA of Rotaria socialis, 363 nucleotides long. NCBI's taxonomy places the organism in Eukaryota, Metazoa, Rotifera, Eurotatoria, Philodinida, Philodinidae. The record is from the annotation of a GenBank genome assembly.